AUGCGAGGCGGGGACGCGGCGCGAGGCCCCCUGGGGGGCGGAGAGACGAGCCGCAGGGGGGACACGCCUGCGCCCGGUGGCGUGGUCGCUGGAGCGGAUCGCGAAAUCUCUGAGGCCGCGGUGCCGGGAGCCAAAUGCGGAGUAGAAAUGAGCGACACGGGCUUUGCGCGCCAAGCCGGGGUUUCGCCGGCGGCCCGGCAGGCGCCAGCAGAAGACCUUGAGCAAGCGCAGAGCUCCCCAGACGCGGACACAGAUGAACAGCCUUCGCCCUCAGACGAUGGAGACGCGCUGGCGCCUCGCCGGCGGCAACUGCCGCCCUGUCGAACACUUGGCGUCUCCUGGACCGACGUCACAUUCGAGACACGGAUGGCAAGGCGGCGGCCGGGGCUCUUCGGCGUCCCCCCCUUCUCAGACUGCCUGAACGCCUUUGACGCCCUCAGCAGACGCGGUUCUCUGAAGACGAUCCUCAGCGGCGUCAGCGGCGAAGUUCACCCCGGCGAUAUGGUUGCUUUGAUGGGCACCAGCGGCGCAGGCAAAUCGACGUUGCUGAACAUUUUGAGUCGAUAUCUGCGGGAGACCUCGGGGCAGGUGAAGUAUGGGGGCUCGCCGAUCGACUUGAAGGCAGCCAAGAAGCUGUCCUGCCUGAUUCAGCAGGAAGAUCUCUUCAACGGAUUCAUCACUGUCCGCGAGCACCUCUACUGCAUGGCGCGCCUGCGCACCAACGUGAAGAAGGACGAACUCGACGCGUUCAUCACGCAUAUUCUCGUCACCUUCGGCCUCUCUAAGAUCGCGGACUCGUGCAUCGGAAACCUUCAGAUGGGAGCCAAACGAGGGAUUAGCGGGGGCGAGAAGAAGCGCUUGAGCAUCGCGACAGAGAUUUUAACGAAUCCGUCCAUCAUCUUCGCGGACGAGCCGACGACCGGGCUCGACUCGUUCAUCGCAGAAUCGGUCAUGAGCGUUUUUGAGUACCUCGCGCAGAACGGUCGCUCGAUUAUCUGCACCAUUCACCAACCGAGUACGCACGUCUUUGACAAGUUCAACAAAGUCAUGCUGCUGGCGGAGGGUCGCGUUGUCUUCUUCGGCGACCGGCUCGCGCUGCCGGUCUACCUCGCGCGCCUGGGAAAGCACAUUCCGCCCUACACGAGCGUCUCGGAUUUCAUCAUCGAUGUGCUGUCCUCCAGCGACGGCGAGCAAGCGACCCUCGAACUCGCCAAACAGAUGGAGGCGGCCUGGAAGCAGACGGGUGAACCUUUCAUGCGCGACUGGAACGAGUCGCUGCGCGAGAAGUACCUGCUGAAGCUUCAUUCCGAAGGUUUGGCGGACAAACUCGGAUCUAUCAAGAGCGAAGUCGUGCGGGCGGCAACGCGGAAAGAAGGCCAGGAGGCGCAGUUUGUGGAAGACCAGACGCCUCUGAAGCAGGAGGAAGUACCGGCUCCAGUGCGCAUCAGCUGGUGGACGCAGUUCACAGUCCUGCUUCACCGGUGCGCGCUGGCGAACAAGCGGAAUCCGCAGAUCUUGCAAGCCCGCAUCGGUCAGACGCUCGUUUCGGCUCUGCUUCUAGGCUUCAUUUUCUUCCGCCUCGAGAAAGACGUCGCGGUUUCGAAAAACGGCGCAGCGAACUUCAUCAAUUUGAAUCAGGGCAUGACGGGGCUCGUGGCAGUUCUCCAGACCUUCACCAAUGACAAAAUGGUCGCCGUGCGAGAGUACCGCGCAGGGACUUACGGGCUCGUUCCGUACUUCCUUGCGAAAACAACUUCAGACAUCUUAUUUCAGGUUUUCAACCCCGUCGUCUUCCUCACCAUCGUCUGGUUCAUGAUGGGGCUGAACGACUCGGCGUCGCGCUGGCUGCUGGGAGUCGCGUUCAUUUUCCUGCAAACGAACGCCUCGAUCUCGCUCGGCUACUUGAUUUCCUGUCUGUGCCCUAACACCGAGCUCGCCCUCGCCGUCAUGCCGCUUGUGAUGAUGCCGCUCAUCCUCGUCGCGGGCUUCAUGAUCAUUCUGGACACGCUUCCCAGAUUCUGGGUGUGGGUGCCGUACAUCUCGCCGUUCCGAUGGGCGUUCUCCGGCGUGAUGCACGCGAUAUGGAAGGACGUGGAGCUCCCACCUUGUCCCGACGGUUUGCGGCCUCCGUCUUGCUACGAGUCCGGAGCUGAGGUGCUACAGUACUACUGCCUCGACGGCGACCACAUGUGGGAGAAUGCCCUGAUCCUUAUUGCUUUAGUUUUCGGGUAUCGCGCGCUCGGUCUUCUGGCGCUGAUUGUGCUGAAUCGGCGGAAUUGA
Molecule: messenger RNA, 2280 nt
Organism: Besnoitia besnoiti
Lineage: Eukaryota; Apicomplexa; Conoidasida; Eucoccidiorida; Sarcocystidae
Product: ATP-binding cassette G family transporter ABCG84
Exons: 19
Coding region: 1-2280 (759 amino acids)
Cellular component (GO): plasma membrane
Molecular function (GO): ATP hydrolysis activity; ABC-type transporter activity; ATP binding
Source: RefSeq, a predicted model, not a curated record